AUGCAACAUGCGACCGUGUCAUCAACAGUCAGUCAGAUUGAACGCGUCUUUACUGCGGCCAGCCACAAGAAGGUCUGGGAUCACUUCACAAAGGCUCAACGGAAAAACAUCGAAAUGUGGAAGAAACAAUCCUCGGAAAUUAAAGCGGUACAGCUGGAAGAAUCUCUGAUGGAAGGCGAAGGAGAGAUGGAAGUUUCGGAUUCGGAGGAGGAACCGCAACGGAAAAAGACGCGCAAUCAAUCGGACGCGCACGACGACGUCGAAAGAUUGCAAACAUUGAAGGAAGAGAACGACAGUCUUCGGUGUCAAUUGGAGGCGUACAAGAACGAAGUAGAUCUGCUGAAAUCCGAAACGAAAAGCGAGAUAGACGCAAAGGACAAGCAAACGAAGAUGUUGCAGCAAACUCUGAAAGGGAUGCAGGAACAGUUGAUGCAAUCGAGGAAACAACAAGCGCAAGACGACCAGAAGAUCAAAGAUUUAACGGUGAAAUUGAACGCCACGAAGAAGGAAGAACCUAGCGAAAGCGAGAUCAUAACGCUGGACAAAGACGACGACGUCAACCUCGAGGAACCUCGAACCCCGAAGCAGUUAGUUUUGACGUCUAGCUUGGUACAAAUCAGCCAGAAAGACGCCAAACUGAUAGGAUUAAUAGCAACGUUUUUACACAUUCAUCCGUUUGGCGCGAGCGUGGAUUAUUUGUGGUCCUAUUUGCAAAAAAUGGAGCCAGGUAUCAAGCCAAACGAAGUGGAAGCACUGAUGCAACGCUUUCCUCAAGUCUUUAAACAAGACUUGUUCGGAAUCGGGGCGAACAUGGAAAGACGUUGGCAAUUUUCAGGUUUCAACGUUUAUCGUAAUCAUUGA
Messenger RNA from Heterotrigona itama, 861 nucleotides. The record is from the annotation of a GenBank genome assembly. NCBI's taxonomy places the organism in Eukaryota, Metazoa, Arthropoda, Insecta, Hymenoptera, Apidae.